Sinocyclocheilus rhinocerous is the source of this 543-nucleotide messenger RNA. Its product is annotated as coiled-coil-helix-coiled-coil-helix domain-containing protein 10, mitochondrial-like. Bases 171 to 473 code for a protein of 100 amino acids. The transcript has 2 exons. Lineage: Eukaryota; Metazoa; Chordata; Actinopteri; Cypriniformes; Cyprinidae. The record is from RefSeq and is a predicted model, not a curated record. Gene Ontology annotation, biological process: mitochondrion organization. Gene Ontology annotation, cellular component: nucleus; mitochondrion.
GACGCGCGCAUGCGCCACAAAUGUAUAACCACAAGGUCAAAGGCACGUGCGUCUACCGGCUGUCAUUCAGGAGUCUGUCCGUGGAUAGAGUUUAUCUAACUACCUUCGCGCUUGUUUGCGACCUUAUAAGAAUAAUUGGGGAUUGAUUGCGGUUACGAUCUACUUUUGGAAUGGCAAGAGGAAGUCGCAGUCGUCCUUCACCAGCACAAGCAAGUGCUCCUGCCCCAUCCUAUGCCCCAGCCCCCGCACCACCACCUCCUCCGAUGGCAAUGGCCCCUGCCAUGGCCCAGCCCAAGCAGCCAGGUCUCAUGGCCCAGAUGGCCACCACAGCUGCUGGAGUGGCAGUCGGCUCGGCCGUAGGGCACGUGAUGGGCAGUGCUAUCACAGGUGCUUUCAGUGGAGGCAGCAGCAGCAGCUCAGAGGCACCCAAACCAGCACCCACAUAUCAGGUGAUACCUGAAAAAUAUUUCUAAAACAUAUUUCUCGGUGAAAAACAUUUUUGACGAAUCAUCACAACUUGUUUUUUUACAGAGUGUAACACUG